AUGUGCCACCCGCGCUUCGACUUCUGCCGUUCGGGGUCAUCUUCCUCCCAGGUCGGCUCGGAUGGCUGUUGUGCGGUGCGUGCCUCAUCUGCGUUGCUGGGUGCCGUGGGUGCCUCCUCUUGCACAUUCGAGACGAUGAUCGCGACGUUCAUCCUGCGUGCGGUGCUGCGAAUCUUCGUGCACAACGACGGCAUGAACUCUGAGGCGUGA
Molecule: messenger RNA, 210 nt
Organism: Babesia bigemina
Lineage: Eukaryota; Apicomplexa; Aconoidasida; Piroplasmida; Babesiidae
Exons: 1
Coding region: 1-210 (69 amino acids)
Source: RefSeq, a predicted model, not a curated record